This is a messenger RNA of Sipha flava (yellow sugarcane aphid), 2103 nucleotides long. RefSeq lists its product as uncharacterized. The transcript is spliced from 8 exons. Gene Ontology annotation, molecular function: serine-type endopeptidase activity. Gene Ontology annotation, biological process: proteolysis. Lineage: Eukaryota; Metazoa; Arthropoda; Insecta; Hemiptera; Aphididae. The coding region runs from base 1 to 2103 and encodes 700 amino acids. The record is from RefSeq and is a predicted model, not a curated record.
AUGAUGCCGACCGUCGACCAAACAUCGAUUGGUGAUAUUUAUAUUUUUAACAACGGUGGUGGUGGCAAAAAAAAACUUCAAGACGAUGGGAAAACACCCGAUAAUUCAAAUGAUCCGAUCCCGGACAAAUAUCCGUUCCUGGUGGGUGUGAUUUCGAGCAAACACACCGAAGACCAAAUCGUCUGCACCGGAACGCUUAUAUCAUUGAAUUUCGUGUUGACGUCGGCGUACUGCGCGUUAAGCCUGCAGCCGAAAAUCCAGUUGUACCACAAGUCGUCGACGGCCGCGCUCCAGUACCGGUUGGCGGAAAGCGUACACUUGCAUCCGGAGUACAACGACGCGCUGCGCACGAACGACUUGUUCCUGAUCAAGUUGACGGAGCCGUUCGCCGGCGUCAGCGUUUUCGCGAGGCUCUCGUCGCACCUGUUCAAGCGUGAAGAAACGCGGCUGAACUGUGUGGUGGCCGGCAUCGGAAAGCCGCAGGGUCGCGGUUACCAGAUGACCGUCCGCGCCAAGUACGGCCCCACCGCUUGCCAGGGACCGAAAUCCAUUUCCACCCUGAAGUACAUCAUUAACUUCACGUGGCGCGAUUUCAUGUGCGCGAAGAUUGUCAAAUGGGAGACGACGUCGGAGCAACCGUGCGACAACGGUGACGCGCUCUUGUGCCACGGAAACCUGCAGUACGGCAUCUUCAGCUACGGGUACCGCAUGAAGGGCACGUCCAUGGAGGCACCGGGCACCCAGUCGUCCAUGUGCCGGAAUCCGAGCGUCCAAGGCAGGUACCUGUUCAUCAACAGCCGCGUUGGCUGGAUCAAGGACAUGGUGUCCAGGAACACGACGAAACAGGAUCGCAGGUACGCGGACGGCGGCCAACAGUCGCCGCAAGAUGGCAGGAACGUGGACGGCGGCCAGCUGCCGACGAACGUGUCGGAAGUGACCGAGUCCUAUUCGCUGCCAUUAAAUCCGAUGAGCGCUCAGACCAAGGAAAACGUCUUCCAGUCCUCGAACCCCCACACUUACCCAUACUUGGUGUACUUGACCGGCCGUUCCGGCGAACCCGAGUGCGGCGGCACGUUGGUGACUAGCGUGCACGUGCUCUCGUCAGCCUACUGCACGGCCAGGUUGUCUGCAAUAAAGGUAAACGGACAGGGAUUGUUCUACGAUGUAGAACGUUUUGAUGGUUGUUUUUAUUCUGUUCGUCCCGUGCGCGUAUUACCUACCCUGAGUUUGUCGGGCCCGAGGUGCACGCGAAUUCUACCGCCGCGACGCUACAGUAUUUUAAUGCUGACGCAGAUGGUGCACUCUUGGACCGUCAUGAAACCUCCACUCCGGUUCCGCCAAGAAUCUCCGUUACAAGAAUAUUGUAUCCAAGCUGCUACAGUAAAAUCAACCAUAAUUUCUAACACGGGAAACAUCCAAUCAAGACCGAUCACGCCGGUUUCCAUGAUUUAUUUCCUCGAUUUCCGUGCAUUUCGAAUUUCAACGCAACGGCAAGUGCCGAAUUAUUCAUCAAUCGUACCCGACGGCGAAAAAACGUUGCGGAACACUCCGUUUCUACAAAACCCGUACAAACAACAUUGUGUACUAAUAACCCUGUACACGAAACAGCUAAGCACACCGUUGAUCGUACCGGAAUACGCACGGUUUUCGAUUGAUUACGAACCGUCGGAGGCCAACGGCACCGUGGAGCACAGUUGCAUUGUACUGUCGAAGCGACUCCACACGGAUUUUCGGUCCACGCUGAUCAAGAUCAAGAACGGACCCAAGGCUUGCCUGGAGACCGAAUCCUCGACCGUUCAGAAGACCGUCAGCAGUACUUGGCGCGAGUUCAGCUGCGGAACGGCCGACACUCGACCCGCGGCCAACAUUGGCGACCCGUUGUUCUGCAACGGGAUCCAGUACGGCAUAACCAGUCAUACGUACCCGUUGCAGCGGAAGGCCGACAAACAGGAGGUGCGGUACUUGGUCGUUGACAAGUACGGCAAGUGGAUCGAUCAAAUAGUAAAGUCCUCCAAACGGUCGAGCGCUGAAAAACUACGAGCGGGUCCAGCGCUCGCGAUUCUUGCCGCCGCCUUGUUGCGGAUCGCGUCACGAAUCCCAUAG